AAGCGGAAGUGCCGGGCGGAGCCGGGCCGCUUUGAUCGCAGUGAGGAUGAGGAGGCCCGUCUCCAGUCUGCGUUUGAGCUCCAGUGUGAAGGUGAAGCUGGUCAGAACUGGUUUCCAGUUCACCACCGACCUGCAGGACCUGGACCCGGAUCAGCUGAGCGCAGAGGCCAGUAUCUCCCAGCAGGAGGCGCUGGAAGCGCUGCAGGCUGCCAGAGCAGGAGAAGGCGGAGCCUCUGUGACGGCGCUGGAGCUGCUGCAGAAGGAGGAGGAGCUGAGGAGCGUGGUGACGUUCUCCUCGCAGCUGGACCACGCCCUGGGAGGAGGAGUUCCUGUCGGGAAGGUGACGGAGAUCUGCGGAGCCGCAGGAGUCGGAAAAACACAGCUGGGCCUGCAGCUGGCCGUGGACGUCCAGGUGCCGCCAUGCUUCGGGGGCCUCGGAGGUCAGGUGAUGUUCCUGGACACGGAGGGCAGCUUCCAGCUUCAGAGGGUCGUGGACCUCGCCGGCGCCGCCGUCCGACACUGCUCUCUUCUGGCUGAGGAUGAGGAGCAGCGGGUCGCCAUGACGACCUUCUCUGUGGAGACAAUCCUGUCCAACAUCUUCCUGGUGCGUUGCCGUGACUACGUGGAGCUGUUGGCUGAGCUACAUCUGCUGCCGAACUUCCUGCGGGACCGGCCAAAGCUCCGCCUCCUCGUCAUCGACAGCGUGGCGUUUCCAUUCCUGCAGCUUCAUGACGAUCUGUCCCAGAGGACACGCCUCCUGCAAGGCCUCGGCCUGCAGCUUGUAUCCAUGGCAACCAGCCAGAACAUUGCCGUGCUGAUCACCAACCACAUGACCACUCGGCUGCGGGGCAGCCAGUCGCAGCUGGUUCCAGCUCUAGGGGACAUCUGGGGCCACGCCCCCUCCAUCAGGCUCCUCCUCCAGUGGGAGGGGCCCCGGCGGCUGGCCUCCAUUCUCAAAUCUCCGGCCCACAUAGAGGCAACUGUCCAAUACCAGAUCACCUGUGAGGGCUUCAGAGACGCCGACCAAUCAGAGCAGCUGCAGAGCAAAAGGCCUCGAAUUCAGAGCAGCCAAUGAAAGACCAGCGUUUAACACCGGCAGCAGAUGAUUGGUCCAAACCUUCAGCCUGUUUGUAUGACGGUGAAGGCCCCUCCCCCUGUGUGAUGUCACCCAGGUGGACCAGCAGCUGGUUUUAGACAAAUGAAUGCUGAUCCUGCAGCUCCAACGUUUUCACAGGUGCUGCAUCAAACUGCGGCUGCAGCUGAUUGGCUGAACCCAAACGACCUCAGCGCUGUGAUGUCAUCUUCAGGAAGAACCGUCAUGACUGCCUCCACCUCGACCACAGAUCAAAAACAUCUGAAUUCAAUCAACUUGGAUUGUUUGUCACCAUGGUAACUGAGCAGGAUGUUUCGCUCUUCGAUCAUCAACCAAUA
Cyprinodon tularosa is the source of this 1431-nucleotide messenger RNA. RefSeq names its product RAD51 paralog C (gene rad51c). The coding region runs from base 47 to 1075 and encodes 342 amino acids. Gene Ontology annotation, biological process: DNA repair; meiotic DNA recombinase assembly; reciprocal meiotic recombination. Gene Ontology annotation, cellular component: replication fork; Rad51C-XRCC3 complex; Rad51B-Rad51C-Rad51D-XRCC2 complex. The record is from RefSeq and is a predicted model, not a curated record. Gene Ontology annotation, molecular function: ATP-dependent DNA damage sensor activity; ATP binding; crossover junction DNA endonuclease activity. The transcript is spliced from 4 exons. Lineage: Eukaryota; Metazoa; Chordata; Actinopteri; Cyprinodontiformes; Cyprinodontidae.